AACUGGUGUUGUUCUUAGUUAUCGAUUUAUUUUAGGAAUCGUUGUCGUUGUAGCUGUUGUUUUUAGAAUCUUGAAGCGAUUUGAAAUUUCUAAAGAGACAGCUUCGAAAUUGGCAAUGAAUAGGGUUCUUUGGGACUUGGUAGCGAAUAAGAUAUUGAAUAUCCGAAUAUUUGAGAUAUUAGCCACAAUUGAAACUUUAGAUAUUGUUAGAGUGAAAAGAAUUCGUGAAUCUGCUUCUUUCCAG
Messenger RNA from Dentiscutata erythropus, 244 nucleotides. NCBI's taxonomy places the organism in Eukaryota, Fungi, Glomeromycota, Glomeromycetes, Diversisporales, Gigasporaceae. The record is from the annotation of a GenBank genome assembly.